Molecule: messenger RNA, 1053 nt
Organism: Styela clava
Lineage: Eukaryota; Metazoa; Chordata; Ascidiacea; Stolidobranchia; Styelidae
Source: RefSeq, a predicted model, not a curated record
CAACUUCGAAAAAAGACGUGAAACAGGCAACGAAGCAAAUUGUUAAAAUGCUAAUGAGGAAUAGAAAACCGGAUUGGACGUGGGAAAACUUGACCACGCCAAUUAUCUUGCAGCUUACGGCGCAAAAAACGUUCUUUGGUCGCGGAAAAACUGCAAAUGCUCUUGUGAAAAAUAUAAAAUCAAAGUUCAAAGAAAUGACAAUGAGACAGAAAGCCGAGCACAUCAUUUCAGCAAAAAGUAUGUGUCUUGAUGUCCGUAGUAUCGACGGAGUUGACUUCGCUGGAAAUGUUUCUGAUGAAAUAAAGAUGCAAUUUCCCGAUGAUGCUCGUUUUCCAACUGUUGGAUACGAUAUGCUAUCAAUCGGAAUUGGAUCAGUAUGUAUUAGCGGUAUUCCUUUCGAAGGUUGGUUUGUGGAUAGACUCAUUGAAGGUCAAAACAAAAACGGCAGUUUUGGAGAUUCUGAAUUUCUUCAAAAUACCAUAAAGCUUCUUCCUGCCCUACAUUGCCUAUUUACAAUGCCGAAUUCAACGAUUAAUAAAACCAAACUUAACGAGACUAUUUCCGCCAUGCGAAAUUUUGUCAUCGAAAAUCUAUCCAAAAUGAAGGACGGAGAAAUAGUAAUUGAAAAUAAACCUAUGACGUCGUUGGCAUUGAUAGGUCUAUGGAAAACAAAACGUGAGGGCGAUGAUCCCGAAACGUGGAGUUGUAGGUAUGUUUCAAAUGAAAAAAAAAGUAUGCUGUGUUUAUUCUAGUUAAUUUCCAUACUUCAACCCGGAAUCAACUUUCGUUGUAUUGACCAGUACAACAACAUAAUUGUAUUUUUCUUUUUAUCAGAAAGCUAUCUAGUAUAUUAGGCGUUUACCCGAAACCGGGAGAAAGUACAUUCGAUUUAAUUUCAAGAUUAAUGCGAAUAAAUGGUGCUGCUUUCUUGGAUGUUAGUUCACCAAAAUUUCGUUGCCACGAGACCGAUCCUGUACCAGAAGGCUACGUUCCAGGAAAUAAAUCCAAAAAACUAUUAGAACCUUUAGAAGAUACUAGAAAACUAGAAUGACG